This is a messenger RNA of Protobothrops mucrosquamatus (brown spotted pit viper), 572 nucleotides long. RefSeq names its product dynein intermediate chain 1, axonemal-like. Lineage: Eukaryota; Metazoa; Chordata; Lepidosauria; Squamata; Viperidae. The transcript is spliced from 6 exons. The record is from RefSeq and is a predicted model, not a curated record. Bases 54 to 572 code for a protein of 172 amino acids.
CCGGCAGCUGACGAGCAGGGUAGAAAAAGGACGGCGGCGGCGCUGCUCUCAAGAUGCCCGGGAAGCAUCUCUACCAGCGCAAGCAGAGUCAAGUUGGACUUCGACCUUCAAAAUCAACUACAAGGAGAAGGGAUGAAGAGGCGGGUGUCGAAGUGGGCGAGGGCGCUGACGAAUGGUCCCAGGCCAAGACCUUAAUCAAGCCCCCAGACCAGCUGGACCUGACAGAUGCAGAACUGAAAGAGGAAAUAACCCGCAUCCUGACAGCCAACAACCCACAUGCUCCACAGAAUAUUGUCAGAUACAGUUUUAAAGAAAAAGCCUACAAGCAAACCUCGGUGGUGGAGCAGAUGGCAGUACACUUCUCUCUUUGUGGGAACCUGAUCUUCAAAGAUUCGGAUGAGGGUCGCAGACAGGGCAUGAGAGUCAGUUCGUCUGAUCUAAGAAACCGAGGAACACUGCCAAAGGCAGCGGAUGGGAAAAGGGAGACUUCUACAGAAGAGAUGAUCCAGCAGGAAACCUGGCGCCAGCCAGAAGCCAAGAAUGAAAAACAGCCAGUGACUAAGAGAAUCUGA